AUGCUUGUGUAUUUGGGAUCUAGUUUCAUCCAGGAAGCUUUACGCAGAGCCAGAGAGCUGACAGACACCGCGUACGCUCACACCAAUGACAGGGUGAAGACGUCCGUAUCAGACGGUUCUGUCCGACCCAGUGACCUGCUGGCCUUGUUCAAACAAACCGGCCCCAAAACCAGAACCCACGUCAGAUCCGCUGAGUUUCUGGAUAAUACGGUAGAGCUGAUUAGAGAGAUGGUUUACACACACUCCAUGGACAAACCCGACCUCACCGAGCUUUUAAGUGCAGAAGACAAGGAGACCAUACUGCAGCUUACAGGCUGUUCCUCAGAGACACUGAGACCCGUGUGUAAAUCUGACUGUCUGUCCAAACGCUACCGUACCAUCACAGGACACUGCAACAACAGAGAAAACCCUCAAUGGGGGGCAGCAAAUACCCCUUACGCCCGCUGGCUGUCGCCGGAGUACGAGGACCCUCGAGGGGCCCCCAGGGGCUGGAACCCACAACACACCUACCACAACCACACACUACCACCUGUCCGCAGUGUGUCGCAGGAGGUUUUGUACACUCAUAAUGAGAACAUCUCUCUGGACAUGUCUCUGUCUCAUCUGCUGGUGGAGUGGGGUCAGUGGAUCGAUCAUGACCUGACCUUGACUCCUCAGAGCCCCAGCACUGCAGCCUUUAAGACUGGAGCGGACUGCACACGCACCUGCAGCAGAGACACGCCAUGUUUUCCAAUACAGAUCCCUCUCUCCGAUCCUCGCACAGGGACUCAGAGCUGCAUGCCGUUUUUCCGCUCUGCUCCCAGCUGUACGGUUCCACUCGGUCACCGGGAGCAGCUGAACGCUAUAACAGCAUUCGUGGACGCCAGCAUGGUGUACGGGAGCUCAGAUGGGCUCAGUGCGGCCCUCAGAAACCUCUCGUCUCCUCUCGGCCUGCUUGCCGUCAACCAGUUCCACUCAGACCAAGGGCUCGGCUUCAUGCCCUUCCUGACCCGCACGCAGAUGAACCUGGACCCCUGUGGCCCACGAGAGCGGAUCGACCCCAUCCCGCUAUCAGAGACAGCGCAAAGACUCAACAUAUCCAUGGGGAACAGAUCGUUCUGUUUCCAAGCAGGUGACUCUCGGGCCAAUGAGCACUUGGGUAUGAUCACUUUGCACACCCUCUUUCUGAGAGAACACAACCGAUUGGCUGAGGAGCUUCACAUGCUCAACCCUCACUGGAGCCCGGACACGCUGUACCAGGAGGCCAGAAAAAUACUGGGCGCAGUCCACCAGAUCUUGACAUGGGAUCACUACUUGCCCCGGGUCCUGGGCCGCAGUGCUAACCUGGCCCUCAUGCCCCCGUACGAAGGUUACGACCCCACGGCUGACCCCAGCAUCUCCAACAUUUUCUCCACCGCUGCCUUUCGGUUUGCACACGUGACCGUGCAUCCGGUUGUGAACCGCCUCGGACCCGAUUACCGGUUGAGCCCUGAGCACCCGGCUCUGCCGUUACACCACUCUUUGUUUGCAUCCUGGAGAGUCGUGCAAGAGGGUGGCAUUGAUCCUGUGCUGCGUGGUUUGCUGUUGUCCCCGGCUAAACUGCAGACGGCAGAUCAGAUGAUGGUGGAGGAGCUGACCGAGAGGCUCUUCCAGGCUCAGGGAGGGCUGCCGCUCGACCUGGCGGCGUUAAACCUGCAGCGGGGACGAGAUCACGGCCUACAAGGUUACAGUGCGUGGCGAGAGCUCUGCGGUCUCUCGGCGCCUGUGAACGAGACUGAUUUAGCAGGCAUUCUGGGUAAUGGAGUUCUGGCCAGGAAGCUGCUGAAUCUCUAUGGAACAGCUAAGAACAUAGACGUGUGGGUCGGGGCCAUUUCAGAGCCGGCUCUGCCCGGGGGCCGCGUGGGGCCGCUGCUGGCCUGCCUGAUCGCCAAACAGUUCAAAGCGCUCCAAGACGGUGACAGGUUCUGGUGGCAGAAUGAAGGUGUGUUCAGCUCCGCUCAGAGAGACGCUCUGCGCACCACAUCUCUGUCCCGCAUCAUCUGUGACAACACACACAUCCGGCUGGUGCCCUUUGACCCCUUCGCGCACACACUCCACCCCGACGACCUGCUGCCCUGCGCACGCAUCGGCCACAUGAACCUCUCAGCGUGGAGAGAACCUGACACCGACCCGGUCUGUGGCACGGUCCCGCGGCUGAGUCUGGGUUUCUCUGUUCUGUGUGAAUCUGAGGUGAUGUAUCAGUGUCCUACUGGAUACCUGCUCCAGGGAGCCACGCAAAUCACCUGUGACCCCAACACCCACCAGUGGACCCCACAACCGCCCACCUGCCAAGAUAUUGAUGAAUGUUCUGCGCAUCCGUCCGUCUGCCCUCCGCACCUGCAGUGCUUGAACACACCUGGAGGUCACACCUGCACAGAACCUGCAGCUCCGCCCCUUUCCGCCUCUUCCAUUGUUGCGUCAGUGAUGUCAGUCCUAGGGGGCGUGGCUUUGAUAGUGCUCCUCCUCGCGUGCUACCAAAGACUUAUCCUUCGGAGAGCCGAGCCGCUGAAGGCAGAAUGCUGUCAGAGAAGAAGCUGAAAUGCAGUCGAGGGAAAAUGUGCAGAUUUGGCCCCAGUUGGUCUGUGUUUACAUGCUCAAUAUUCCAGUUUCAUAACCACAGUCUGAUUUCACAACCUGAAACACCGGACGGAAACACACAUAAAUGAAAACGUGUGAGAACAUGAAUGGAAACAUUUUUGACAUUUCUCCCAGUUCUCGCCCUUUUGUCUGUGCUGAAACACAGCAUCGGUCCUCCCACGGCUGAUGUACAAAAACCCUUGCUUUAAUGCAUACUUUUUAGCCAUGUUGUUAAAAGGUCAGUACGAUUUUUUUUUUUUAAAGAAAUUAAUACUUUUCUUCAGCAAGUAUACAUUAAAUUGU
This is a messenger RNA of Onychostoma macrolepis, 2898 nucleotides long. It is a transcript of the gene epx, whose product is annotated as eosinophil peroxidase. Gene Ontology annotation, biological process: response to oxidative stress. Bases 1 to 2556 code for a protein of 851 amino acids. The record is from RefSeq and is a predicted model, not a curated record. Gene Ontology annotation, molecular function: heme binding; peroxidase activity. Lineage: Eukaryota; Metazoa; Chordata; Actinopteri; Cypriniformes; Cyprinidae. The transcript has 16 exons.